Messenger RNA from Abrus precatorius (Indian licorice), 885 nucleotides. Its product is annotated as ethylene-responsive transcription factor ERF071-like. Gene Ontology annotation, biological process: regulation of DNA-templated transcription; ethylene-activated signaling pathway. The transcript is spliced from 2 exons. Gene Ontology annotation, molecular function: DNA-binding transcription factor activity; DNA binding. The record is from RefSeq and is a predicted model, not a curated record. NCBI's taxonomy places the organism in Eukaryota, Viridiplantae, Streptophyta, Magnoliopsida, Fabales, Fabaceae. Bases 49 to 834 code for a protein of 261 amino acids.
UCAUUUUCGUUAUUAUAGCAAACAAAAACACAAACCCUCCCUUAAAGCAUGUGUGGCGGUGCAAUCAUCGCUGAGUUCAUCCCUCGCCAUCGUUCUCGCCACCUCACAGCCUCCGAGCUCUGGCCCAACACAUUCGAAGCACGGCAACAACAACCCCCUCUCAAACCAGUUAGGGAUGGGCCAGCCCCCCCAAAGAAGCAGAGAAAAAACCUGUACAGAGGGAUAAGGCAGAGACCAUGGGGCAAAUGGGCUGCAGAGAUUCGUGAUCCAAGAAAAGGGGUUCGUGUCUGGCUUGGCACCUUCAACACUGCCGAAGAAGCUGCUAGAGCCUACGACAGAGAAGCCCGAAUAAUCCGUGGCAAAAAAGCCAAAGUCAAUUUCCCCAAUGAAGAUCAAUAUUCCAUUAAAGCUCCAGUUAUUCCACCACCCCAUCAAAAUCCUCCCUUCUAUCAACAACAAGAAUACGUUAGCAAAAGUCUCAACUUGGAGUUCGGUUAUGAUCUGAACCAAGCUGGGCCAGAUUUUGCUUCUGUUGAUGAGAGAUGUGGGUAUGGAUCUGCGUCGGGGUCUGAAGGUACUUACUCCACGUCGGAGUUACUGGGUGAGGAAACAGAAGUGAAAGUGUUGGGGGUUGCAAGUGAAGAGGAAAAGAACAAGGUGGAUAAGCUUUCGGAGGAGUUGAUGGCGUACGAGAACUACAUGAGGUUUUAUCAGAUUCCGUAUUAUGAUGCCCAGUUGGCUGCGCCUAAUAAUACCGUUCAGGAAAACGUCGUUGGGGAUCUUUGGAACUUUGAUGCUGAUGCUGAGGCUGUUACUUCUUCUUCAGCUCUCUGAUUUGGUGUCGCACUGUAAAUUGUUUAUCAAACUGUGUGCUGUUGUGUGUUU